UAGGCAUUCCAAAAGUCUGGUACGAAAAAAAAAUAAAAAUCCUACUAAACAUGGCUGAGAUAUUCGAUACAAAUCGUAAUAACAGAACAAACGGUGGUGGAUUUAGGGUGUCAAUAUGUGGUGGUGCCGCUGUUCAAGAACUUGAACAAAUGUCUAGAGAUGGUAGUCAGUACAGUCUCACCACCGCUAUCUUGCCUUCUCUUGGUGCUCGCAGUAAUCGUCGUGUUAAACUUCGUGAUUUCAUUAUCUCUCCUUAUGAUCGACGUUACAGGGCAUGGGAGACAUUUCUUGUAGCUUUGGUCCUCUAUACCGCGUGGGUGUCCCCAUUUGAAUUCGGAUUUCUUAGAAAGCCACGACAACCACUCUCAGUCAUUGAUAAUAUUGUCAAUGGGUUCUUUGCUAUUGAUAUUGUUCUUACCUUCUUCUUAGCAUACCUUGAUAUGAAUACCUAUCUUCUUGUGGAUGACCGGAAGAAGAUUGCUUGGAGGUAUACAAGCACAUGGUUGGCUUUUGAUGUCAUUUCCACGAUUCCUUCUGAAUUAGUCCGUAAGAUCUUCAGUGGUACUUUUCAAUCCUAUGGCUUAUUCAACAUGUUAAGACUCUGGCGGCUGCGCAGAGUUAGUUCCUUGUUUGCCAGAUUGGAGAAAGAUAGGAACUUCAACUACUUUUGGGUCCGAUGUGCCAAGCUUAUUGCUGUCACUCUUUUUGCCGUACAUUGUGCUGGGUGCUUCUACUUUUACCUUGCUGCACAUUACCCUAAUCCGGGGAAGACAUGGAUUGGGUUCGAUAACGAGGACUUUGAGAAGCAGAGUCAUUGGAUCAAUUAUGUAACCUCCAUGUAUUGGUCAAUUACAACUCUCACUACUGUGGGAUAUGGAGAUUUGCAUGCCCAAAACAGAAGGGAGAUGAUAUUCGUCAUAUGCUACAUGCUUUUCAAUCUCGGUUUGACUUCAUAUUUGAUAGGAAAUAUGACCAACUUGGUAGUGCAUGGAACCAGUAAAACUAGGCAAUUUAGGGAUACCAUUCAAGCUGCCUCAAGUUUUGCACAGAGAAAUCGGUUACCACUUCGUUUGCAAGAUCAGAUGCUUGCACAUUUGUGCUUGAAGUUCAGAACUGAUUCAGAGGGGCUCCAGCAACAAGAAAGUCUUGAUUGCCUUCCAAAAGCCAUUCGUUCAAGCAUUUCUCAUUUUCUUUUCUACUCUCUUUUAGAUAAGGCCUACUUGUUUAAUGGCGUGUCCAAUGACUUGCUUUUUCAGCUGGUCUCGGAAAUGAAAGCAGAAUAUUUUCCACCGAAGGAAGAUGUCAUUUUGCAGAAUGAGGCGCCAACAGAUUUCUAUAUUCUUGUUACAGGAGCAGUGGAACUGCUGGUUAUAAAAAAUGGAACUGAACAGGUUGUUGGAGAAGCUAAAACUGGUGAGCUUUGUGGUGAAAUUGGGGUUCUUUGCUACAGACCGCAGCUCUUUACAGUCCGCACCAAGCGGUUGAGCCAGUUACUUCGGUUGAACCGCACCACAUUUUUGAACAUCAUUCAGGCAAAUGUUGGUGAUGGGACCAUUAUCAUGAACAACCUUCUUAAGCACUUGAAGGACAUGAAUGAUCCAGUUAUGGAGGGAGUUCUGAUGGACAUAGAAAACAUGUUAGCUCACGGUAGGAUGGACUUGCCCGUGAGUUUAUGUUUUGCCACACUUAGGGGAGACGAUCUUUUACUAAAGAAAUUGUUAAAACGAGGUCUUGAUCCAAAUGAAUCUGACAACAAUGGAAGAACGGCUCUGCACAUAGCGGCAUCACAAGGAAACGUAAACUGUGUACUCCUGCUACUUGAUCAUGGAGCCGAUCCCAAUUGUAGAGAUUCAGAAGGUAAUGUUCCGAUAUGGGAAGCCAUACGGGGAAACCACGUCCAAGUCGUUGAAAUCUUGAAAGAUAACAAUGCUACUAUAUCGUCUGGCGAUGUUGGAGAGUUUUCUUGCAUUGCCGCCGAGGAAAAUAAGUUGGACAUACUAAAACAAAUUGUGAGCCUUGGAGGUGACGUGACGCUUCCUAAAAACAAUGGCUCAACUGCUCUUCAUGUGGCUGUUUGUGAAGGAAACAUUGAGAUGGUGAAAUUCCUAUUAGCCCAAGGAGCUGAUAUUGACAAACCAGAUGGCCACGGUUGGACCUCUAGAGAUUUGGCAGACCAACAAGGUCACGAUGACAUAAGAAACCUUUUCCUUUCGGUUAAAUCAACUGAUGACUAUUCUCAACUGACCAAAACAUCAUCACUCAUGCCAUUUCAACGAGCCGAAUCUAGACAUGUUCGUUUUAUAUCGAGGUUCAGAAGCGAUCCCUCAAUGAUUAGACCCAUUACUAUCCAAAAUGCAGACGAUGGUUCUUUUACUCAACCACGUCAGCAGAGGAGGAGGGUUAAUAACUUCCAUAAUUCCCUUUUCGGGAUUAUGUCAAAUAACCGUGAUGGUGAGAAAGAUAAUGACUUAGUUUCACCUAGGCCUCAAACAGGGAAUGAGAACCCGAGGCGGGUAAUAAUUAGUUGUCCCCGGAAAGGAGAUAUAAAAGGAAAGCUUGUACUUCUACCACAAAGCUUCCAAGAAUUGUUGGAUAUCGGUGUUAAAAAGUUCGGUUUCACGCCCUCUAGAGUUUUGAUCAAGGAAGGAGCGGAAAUAGACGAUGUAGAUGUAAUUCGAGAUGGUGAUCACUUGGUUUUUGAGAGUGAUAAUGAUCUGAAUGUUAAAGACACCUUUAGUGACUGGCCAUGAACAUUAAUUUUUUUCCUUUUUUUUUCCCUCCAAAUGGGACUGAUUUUUAGGGACUUUGAGUCAUUGUUAAUGAUCACAUAUGCAAAAAGCAUAACAAGCAAUGCAAAUCUUUAGUGAUAUAUAUCCUUAUACAACGAAGUUUAUAUUUAUGUAUCUAAUUGUCAUCUAAUUACUGGUUCAUUCAUACCUUA
Molecule: messenger RNA, 2941 nt
Organism: Erigeron canadensis
Lineage: Eukaryota; Viridiplantae; Streptophyta; Magnoliopsida; Asterales; Asteraceae
Product: potassium channel AKT1
Exons: 11
Coding region: 51-2750 (899 amino acids)
Biological process (GO): potassium ion transport; transmembrane transport
Cellular component (GO): membrane
Molecular function (GO): protein binding; voltage-gated potassium channel activity
Source: RefSeq, a predicted model, not a curated record